AUCAGAGCCACUCCGUGCAGUUCCUGUCAUCUGCACAGAGAAAAGAGCUGCAAGGUUUGAAUGGAGAAUUGUGAUGGCGCAGGAUUUAAAUGGCACAGGAGUACAAUGUGCAGUGCUACACAAGGAAGGAUUUGCUGAAGGUUGAAAAUUUUGGGGGAAAAACACUGAAUUCUCAGCCAUUGAGACAACUUUCUUUAUAAUGGCAUCAUCCCUACACAAGGAUUUGCUUUCGGCUGCUAGAAACCACCUUAAGCACACAAAGAGAAUGUCAAUGAUGGCCGCUCUUAAUCUUGCUGCUGAAAUUCUGGCCGUGGACUGUGGUCUGAAGCCUUGCUUUCUUUACGACUAUACCACAUCGGGAGUGCAGCAGAUCUGCAGCUACCUCAAGGAACUUCAGCAUAUAGGCUUGAUUGUGGGCCAUCUGCAUAUCCUUAAUGUUGAAGAAAAUAUUCUUAUCAUUAAUGUAACAAAGGCAGUGUCUUACUUGGAAACAUUGCUACACAGCCAAGACUUGCAUCUCAUUGAUGUUUCUAAUAAUCUCAGUCAGCCAAUGUUGGUGAGCUCAGAUCAAGUCCCGCAGAUACAUGCUCAUAUUGCUGAGUUAAUUGCUCAGAUAAAACCUUACCAGAGUGGGCAGCCAGCCUCGGUAUCUGUAGGGGGUGUCCAGUCCCCCCAGUGGAACCUUUGUACCAUGUUUGGUUUUCUUCUUCAAUUCCCUUUAGCUUAUUGGUUCGACACUGCCCAAGACUUUGAGAAUUGCUUGUCUUUUAUGCCCUUAAGGCUCUUUACUGUCCAAGCCAACUGCUCUAGAAUAAGCCACCAGAGAGUACAGAUCUAUUCCUUUACUGUUCCUGAGUGCGUUUACCAACCCAUGCAAAUGCAUUUGGAGGACUGGAGCCAAAAUCUAAGACAGGCAUUUGAAGAACAAAAUCAUUUCACAGACCUUAAAAUUAUAACAGAUACUGUAACUCUGCCAUCUGUUGCUCUCUGAUUGGGUUCAGUAAUGGCAAUGUUAUUAUUUCAUUUUUAUUUAUUCUAAAUACGUUUUUGUUUUUUUUUUUCAAUAUUAUUACAUUGCAUGCUGUAUUCUAUGGACUGCCAUAAAAUGUGGACUAACAGAAACAUUAUACACUUCACAUGUAACAAGGUGUCCUAAUUCUACCCAGUGCCUGAGCUGCAUUCAGGUUUAUUAUAUUGUCAAGGUUGAAGAGAUAUUAAAGGUGCAGUUCUGCCACA
Messenger RNA from Xenopus laevis (African clawed frog), 1236 nucleotides. RefSeq names its product chromosome 1 open reading frame 74 L homeolog (gene c2h1orf74.L). Lineage: Eukaryota; Metazoa; Chordata; Amphibia; Anura; Pipidae. The record is from RefSeq and is marked provisional.